Messenger RNA from Homalodisca vitripennis (glassy-winged sharpshooter), 726 nucleotides. RefSeq lists its product as uncharacterized. The transcript is spliced from 2 exons. Lineage: Eukaryota; Metazoa; Arthropoda; Insecta; Hemiptera; Cicadellidae. Bases 1 to 726 code for a protein of 241 amino acids. The record is from RefSeq and is a predicted model, not a curated record.
AUGGCUGACCGGGUCAUAGUGGGUGGGUAUAUCUGGCAAUGCGCGGAGACAGACCGGAAAACCAAAGUGGGCCGGGCCGGACUGGGCCAGUCCGGUCACAGUGGGCGCCGUCCUUUAGUUCUUGCAUUUGAGAUAGAGCAGAUAACUACUAUGCUCAGGAUAAUCCAGGACGAAAACUCUAAACUAAAAAAGGGAAAUGCCGAGCUGCGCAGCGCUGUGUCUAAUCUGGAGGUUAGAGUGAGGAGUAUUGAACAAUAUUCUCGAAAGCAAAAUAUAGAGAUUGAUGGUAUUUCUGAGACUCAAAGAGAAGACAUCUACGCUGUACUAAAUGACGUCGGAAAAGCCAUCGGAGUCGAGUUGAAGAAAGAAAAGGUAGUCGCCGCUCACCGCGUUCCGACCUUCAACAAGAAGAGUAUGCCCCCAAGAUUCCUCCUCGUCGUGAGAUUUACUUCAUACGACGAAAAGGAUGAGUGGAUCAAUGGGUUCAAGAGAGUGAGACCUCUGAUGGCUGACAAGAUCAACCCCAACUUCAACUCGUCAACCAGAGUAUUUGUCAACGAGCACGUCUCGCCGGAGAACAAACAACUGCUGUCGAAAACCAAGGAAGCUGCCAGAGAGAAGAACUACAAGUACGUGUGGAGCAGAGACGGGAGGAUCUUCGUACGGAGAAGUGAAGGGGAGAAAUGUAAGAGAAUAGACUUAAGUUCUGACUUAGAAAAGCUGUGA